UAAACUAAAAUUACUAUACACAAAAUCAGGUGCAAAAACGAAAUCUCCACCGGAGAAUCCAAGCUUGUGAUGUCGCAAGCUAGAGUGUACACUGACGUGAACGUUCAUCGGCCUCGGCAAUACUGGGAUUAUGAGUCUCUCGCCGUUCAAUGGGGAGAUCAAGAUGAUUAUGAAGUUGUUCGAAAAGUGGGGAGGGGAAAAUAUAGUGAGGUCUUCGAAGGUAUAAAUGUGGCAAAUAAUGAAAGGUGCGUCAUCAAAAUUCUCAAACCAGUCAAGAAGAAGAAGAUAAAGAGAGAGAUUAAGAUACUUCAAAACCUUUGUGGAGGUCCAAAUAUUGUGAAGCUUCUAGAUAUAGUUAGAGAUCAGCAUUCAAAGACGCCUAGCUUGGUGUUUGAAUUUGUGAACAACAAUGACUUUAGAGCCUUGUACCCAACAUUGACUGAUUAUGAUAUACGCUACUACAUUUACGAGCUUCUGAAGGCUCUCGAUUAUUGCCAUUCACAAGGGAUAAUGCAUAGGGACGUGAAGCCCCAUAAUGUGAUGAUUGAUCAUGAGUUGCGGAAACUUCGGCUGAUAGAUUGGGGGCUUGCUGAAUUCUAUCACCCUGGCAAAGAAUACAAUGUCAGAGUGGCUUCAAGAUACUUUAAAGGGCCUGAACUACUUGUGGACUUGCAAGACUAUGACUACUCUCUAGACAUGUGGAGUCUUGGUUGUAUGUUUGCUGGGAUGAUUUUUCGUAAAGAACCAUUCUUUUAUGGUCAUGAUAACCAAGAUCAGCUUGUCAAAAUUGCCAAGGUCCUUGGUACAGAUGAGCUGAAUGCAUAUUUAGACCAUUACCAUCUUGAGCUGGAUCCUCAACUUGAUGCUCUUGUUGGAAGGCACACUAGGAAGCCCUGGUCGAGGUUUGUUAAUUCAGACAAUCAACAUCUCAUCUCACCAGAGGCUAUAGAUUUUCUGGAUAAGCUUCUCCUCUAUGAUCAUCAAAGUAGACUUACAGCCAAGGAAGCAAUGGCUCAUCCAUACUUCAACCAAGUGCGAGCUGCUGAAACUAGCAGGACGCGGAUGCAGUUGCAGUAGCUCGAAUUCUCACAUUCUCCGGUUUCUUAUCAUCGUUCCUAAUAUGGCACCGAAGGGCCAGGCUGAAAUUGAGUUUCAUGCCUUCAUUCCAAAAAAUUUCCAACAUUAUCAAAAGAUUGUACACUAUAAAUCUCUACUUAAUUGUUACACCAACUUUGUGGAUUGUAGUUUAUAAAAUCAGUGCAUGUUUGAUUA
Salvia splendens (bonfire salvia) is the source of this 1272-nucleotide messenger RNA. Its product is annotated as casein kinase II subunit alpha-2-like. Gene Ontology annotation, biological process: peptidyl-serine phosphorylation; regulation of cell cycle; peptidyl-threonine phosphorylation. Gene Ontology annotation, molecular function: protein serine/threonine kinase activity; ATP binding. Bases 70 to 1077 code for a protein of 335 amino acids. Lineage: Eukaryota; Viridiplantae; Streptophyta; Magnoliopsida; Lamiales; Lamiaceae. The transcript has 10 exons. Gene Ontology annotation, cellular component: nucleus; cytosol; protein kinase CK2 complex. The record is from RefSeq and is a predicted model, not a curated record.